AAGAAUGCGUGACGUGUCCUGACGUCAUCACAGCAACACACCCACUCCCACUUUUGUUACACUUCCGCAAACUUUAAUUUUUUUUUUUCCCCUUUCGCUUCCAGUUGCUCCGCCCGGGUUUGGACCUCGUCUCACAGCUCUGUAGCACAAAACUAGAUACAUAUUUGGAAAAUGAGCGAUAUGAAAGUCAACGAGUCAAGUCCGGUGGACGACACCGCGGAGGAAAAAGACUGGGCGGCUACCAAAGCGUUUUUCGAGCAACUCAAGACAAAUAAACCGAGACCGCCUAAACCCGUUUUUGCCGUGACCAUCGCGGUGUCCUCCAGGACCCUCUUCAACAUGGUGGCCGAGAGGCUCAUCUACGAAAAGGAGGGAGUGGAGAAGUAUGUAGCCCAUCAGGUGGAGCACGAGAGUGAGCCGUUCAAGCCUGGAGCCGCUUUCCCAUUUGUCAAGGCACUGAUGACGGUCAACUCUCGGCUGAGGGCGCUCUACCCGGACAGCGAGGAGUUGUUCGACAUUGUCCUCAUGACGAACAACCACGCGCAAGUGGGAGUGCGCCUCAUCAACAGCAUCAACCACUACGAUUUGACUAUUGAAAGAUUCUGUAUGACUGGAGGGAAAAGUCCAAUAGGCUACCUGAAAGCUUACAUGACCAACCUGUACCUCUCUAAGGAUGCCGAGAAGGUCACCGAAGCCAUUGAUGAAGGCAUUGCCGCGGCCACGAUGUUCAUGCCCGAGAAAGAGAACGAGCUGUGCGACAACGAGCUGAGAGUGGCUUUCGACGGCGACGCCGUCCUCUUUUCCGACGAGUCCGAGAUCAUCGUCAAGCAGAGCGGUCUGGACAGCUUUUUUGAGCACGAGAAGAAGUUUGAGAACAAACCGCUGGCUCAGGGCCCGUUGAAGGGCUUCCUGGAGGCUUUGGGGAAGCUUCAGAGGAAAUUCUACGCCAAGAACGAGCGUCUGAACUGUCCCAUCAGAACCUUCCUGGUCACGGCCCGCAGCGCCGCCAGCUCGGGCGCUCGGGUGCUGAAGACCCUCCGCAGUUGGGGCCUGGAGAUCGACGAGGCCCUCUUCCUGGCCGGAGCCCCAAAAGGGCCCCUUCUGCAGAAGAUCAAACCGCACAUCUACUUCGACGACCAGAUGUUCCACAUCGAGGGGGCCAAGGAACUGGGGACCAUCUCCGCUCACGUCCCCUACGGGAUCGGACAGAAGUACCACGGGGGCAAACUCAUCGAGCCGUCCAAAAAGGAGUAAACUGCUUACGGACUCUUCCUUGCGGUCAUUUUUCCAUUUUGCUGGAUGAUUUUACUUAGGACUAUUAAAAAAAAAAUUAUUUUGUUACAUUACAAGUAUAUUACUGUAUAUUUUAAAGGUGAAAAGCUUCACCAGCCCACACACUGUUUGACUCAAUUUCAUCAUGCUGAAAAUAUCACUUUCAUUUUUGUUGUUUCAUUCAUUUUGAAUGGAGGUGCACAAUGGUAAAACAUUUUUUAAAAACACCUCAGUAAAUGAUCAUAUCGACUGUUUUUUGCUCAUUUGUUUGCUUUUUUUAAUUUUUUUUUAGGAAUUGAUCUAAAAUAAUGGUUAUAACUUCCAGUUAUUGGAAAAGGGAGGAAUGGAUGAUUUUUUCAUUUUAAUUACUUUUUAGAAGAAACACUGAUGCUGUCUGUCAUCGUUACUGCUUUUGUCGUACAUGCACUUUCAUGCACAUUCAGUUUUUUACACCUUUGUUCUCUUUUUCUAUCAUUUUUUUCCGUGUGUAAGAAUAUUGCAAGGUUUUUUUUUUGACUCACGACCAAGUGUUAAAAGUGUUACUUUUUUAAAAACACUCCCAACAAGUUGCCUUUUUGAAUUGUAUUUACCUUGUUACAGUAACCUAACUGCAAAUUUGCAUAAACAUUAGUUGUGUGUCAUGUUUAAAUAAAGCCAUCAAUCACUUGUUAA
Messenger RNA from Syngnathoides biaculeatus (alligator pipefish), 1944 nucleotides. RefSeq names its product cytosolic 5'-nucleotidase 1A-like. The record is from RefSeq and is a predicted model, not a curated record. The coding region runs from base 172 to 1254 and encodes 360 amino acids. The transcript has 6 exons. Gene Ontology annotation, biological process: adenosine metabolic process; nucleotide metabolic process. Gene Ontology annotation, cellular component: cytoplasm; cytosol. Lineage: Eukaryota; Metazoa; Chordata; Actinopteri; Syngnathiformes; Syngnathidae. Gene Ontology annotation, molecular function: 5'-nucleotidase activity; magnesium ion binding; nucleotide binding.